AAGUCAUCUUCCUUGCUUUCAAAUUUUAUACUCUGCUUGAUUGAUAUGGAGAUCAAAUCCGGAAAUUUGUUGCAUGAAAACAUUGAUUCUACAUAUGAUAAAUUAGCUGAACUGAAAGCUUUUGAUGAAACAAAAGCAGGUGUAUUGGGUCUUGUACGACGUGGUGUGACAAAGAUUCCACGCAUGUUCUAUUCUAAAGAAUUAAACAUUACUGAAAACUCUAAUGGUAACACAAAGUUAAGUGUUCCCGUUAUUGACCUCAAAAACAGAAACAACGAUCCUGCUCUUCGUGUGGAAAUUCUUAACCAAAUUCGAACUGCAUGUAAGGAGUGGGGAUUUUUCCAAGUGAUUAAUCAUGGAAUUCCUGUUUCUGUCUUGGAUGAAAUGAUUGAUGGAACUCUUAAGUUUCAUGAACAAGAUGAGGAUUUGAAAAAACCGUAUUACUCACGUGAUUUAGUAAAGAAAGGAGUUACAUAUUUCUCUAAUAUGUCCCUUUUUAGCGGAAAUCCAGCUGAUUGGAGAGAUACACUUGAUAUUGUUGUUGGUCCUGAAUCACUCAAAUCAGAUAAUGUACCAGAAAUAUGCAGGUAAGUAAGAUUUCAUUCUAAAUAGAGACUAGAGGUGUC
Molecule: messenger RNA, 626 nt
Organism: Cicer arietinum (chickpea)
Lineage: Eukaryota; Viridiplantae; Streptophyta; Magnoliopsida; Fabales; Fabaceae
Product: deacetoxyvindoline 4-hydroxylase-like
Source: RefSeq, a predicted model, not a curated record